GAGCGAGUGCCCUGGGAGACGACCGGCAUCCCUUGGCAACGGCCGGCGUGUGGGGGCGGGAUGUGCACGGGAGGCAAUGGCUGAGCUGAACGGGGAGGGAAGGAAGGGUUCUGUGUGGGAAAGGAAUUAAGUCCUGACGAGAGACUUCCCCCCUCCCAGCCCCACUUCCGGCCCAGCCCUCCGAGCUCACACCUCAGCCUGGGUGUAAAGGAGAUAGGCGGGCCUAGAACACUGGGCAGGCUGCCCAAGGGACUAAGAAAUGGAAUGGGGUGGGCCUGGUUGAGGGCGGGACCUGUGAGAUGCUGGGCGGAGCCUGGAGUGAGGCAGUAGAAGGGCGGAACCUGAUGGGGUUGGGCCUUUUAAACCAGAACUUGAAAGGGGCGGAGCUUCCAAAAGAGGAAAGGCACAUUGAGGGCGGAGUAAAUAGGUGGAGCCUAUAAGAGGCGGUCCUAACAUAGCUAGCAUUGGGCAAUGGGCGGGGCUUUCUCUGUGGGUUUUUUUUCCUUAAGCUCUGGGGCAGGGGAGGGCGGAGCCUCCGUCCUAGAGCUGAAGGGGCAGAGCAGGGGGCGGGGCCUCAACAGGGUGGGACGGGACAGUAGGCAGAGCCCCAUAUCACAGGUGAGGGGCAGGGCAAGAAGCGAAUUCUCAGUGUUGGCGAGGUGUGGGUAGGAACUCGUGGCGUCACUUGGGGUUUCAGCCCCUAGGGCUUAGGCUCUGUUUGGGCUCCAGCUCCAGCAUCUCUGUAGCUAAGAGGGAGAGACGCUGGAGUCGGAGACACGGAUCACCUGAACAUACGCGCACAACCUGGCAGAAUCUUUCUCAUCCCAGAAUCAUCCUCCUUCCACAAAUACCUGUAGACAGGCCCAGACUCCAGCACCAUGAGUCAAGAGUCCAAAGUGAACACCAAAGAGUCUACUCCUCAGGCACCUUCAAAACCCAGGAAGUCAGUGCCUGUCCUGGACCCAUCAGGGGACCAGUAUUAUUGGUGGCUCAACACCAUGGUGUUUCCAGUCAUGUACAACAUCAUAAUCCUUGUCUGCAGAGCCUGCUUCCCCGACCUCCAGCAUGGCUACUUGGUAGCCUGGCUGAUCCUGGACUAUUUAAGUGACCUGCUGUACUUAGUGGACAUUGUCAUGCACUUCCACACUGGGUUCCUGGAGCAGGGCAUCUUGGUACUGGACAAGGGCCAGAUUUCACAGCGCUAUGUGCGGACAUCAGGUUUCUUAUUGGAUAUAUUGUCCCUGGUGCCCACAGACUUGGCAUAUUUACGCUUGGGUCCACAUACACCUACACUGAGGCUCAAUCGUUUUCUUCGAGUUCCACGCCUUUUUGAGGCCUUUGACCGAACAGAGACACGGACAGCAUAUCCCAAUGCCUUCCGAAUUGCCAAACUUAUGCUCUAUAUCUUUGUUGUCAUCCACUGGAAUAGCUGUCUGUAUUUUGCAUUGUCACGAUACCUGGGCUUUGGGCGUGAUGUCUGGGUAUACCCUGACCCAGCACAGCCAGGCUUUGAACGACUUCGUCGCCAGUACCUCUACAGUUUCUACUUCUCUACACUCAUCCUCACCACUGUAGGUGACACACCAAUGCCAGCCUGUGAAGAGGAAUAUCUUUUUAUGGUGGGUGACUUCUUGCUGGCUGUCAUGGGCUUUGCCACUAUAAUGGGUAGCAUGAGCUCAGUCAUCUACAAUAUGAACACAGCUGAUGCAGCCUUCUACCCUGACCAUGCACUCGUCAAGAAAUACAUGAAGCUGCACCAUGUCAACCGCCGACUGGAGCGUCGCGUCAUUGACUGGUACCAACAUCUACAAAUUAACAAGAAAAUGACAAAUGAGGUGGCAAUUCUACAGCACCUGCCUGAGCGCCUACGGGCUGAAGUUGCAGUAUCUGUGCACCUGCCCACCCUAAGCCGUGUGCAGAUCUUCCAGAACUGUGAGGCCAGCCUUCUGGAGGAGCUCGUACUAAAGCUGCAGCCCCAGACCUAUUCACCAGGAGAAUAUGUGUGCCGUAAGGGUGAUAUUGGCCGAGAAAUGUACAUCAUCCGGGAGGGCCAGUUGGCUGUGGUGGCUGAUGACGGUGUUACCCAAUAUGCAGUGCUGGGUGCUGGACUUUACUUUGGGGAGAUCAGCAUCAUAAAUAUCAAAGGGAAUAUGUCUGGUAACCGUAGGACUGCAAACAUCAAGAGUCUAGGCUACUCUGACCUGUUCUGCCUGAGUAAGGAGGAUCUUCGAGAGGUGCUGAGUGAGUACCCACAAGCCCAGGCUGUCAUGGAGGAGAAGGGCCGAGAGAUCCUGCUCAAGAUGAACAAGCUGGAUGUGAAUGCAGAGGCAGCUGAGAUAGCACUGCAGGAGGCUGUGGACAGUCGUCUGCGUGGUCUAGAUCAGCAGCUAGAUGAUCUGCAGACCAAGUUUGCCCGCCUCCUGGCUGAACUGGAGUCCAGCGCCCUCAAGAUAGCCUAUCGAAUUGAGCGACUAGAGUGGCAAACCCGUGAGUGGCCAGCUCCUGAGGAGACUGAGGCAGGGGCUGAUGAUGAGGGGGAUGGUGGUGGAGAUGGAAAGGCCUCUUAGGCUCAAGGACACACACACACACACACACACACACACACACACACAUAUUACCUCUUGACUUCAGCUUUAGGAUGUCCCCCUAUGACCCUCACCUUUGGAUGACACAAACCUCAGAGGAACUCCAGAGAUAUAGGAAACCAUAUCUAUAAAUACCCUCCAUGUCCCAACAACCAGAAUAUACAAGCAGUGAGAGUGGGAACCUAGUUACUCCCCUUUGCCCAAAGAGAGGAGUGAGAUGAAAAAAUAUAUGCUCAACCACUCUAUGCACUGCCACAAACUGAGUUUCCAAGACACACUCAUUAGCACACAGUGAACCACUGACAAUUCUGACAGAAGCACAGGUAUGUGCUAACCCAUGGAUACACACUGAAGUUUUCACACACAUUCAUGCCAAUCUUCUCACUCGGUUGCAGAGAUAAUCAGAGAUCUCUUGCAGAGAUAAUCAGAGACCAGUUUUUUGUACAUGUGCACAUGAACACAUGUGCACAGUCACAUUAUAUAUGCAUAUACUUUUUUUUUCCCCAAAUAGGAAAGUAUUUAGAGCAGAAUAGCAAAAUAAAUAACAAGGGAAAGACAGGUAGCUACUUAUUCUUGGCCUCCCCAUACAUGAAGACAUAUAGUCCUCCACAGAUAGGUUUCUACCAUGCAGAAGGAGAAAACACUUCCAUGAAAAGGCCACGCAUAACCUUCUAAGUCUCAUGCAUAUGUUUCUCUCAGUCAGACAACCCCAGCAUUGCUCAAUCUGAGAUCUUCAUCACUAAGCUUGCCUUCUAGGAAACUCCAGGCUCCCAUAAAGGUAACAGAAAUGGCACUGAAUGUAUAAUGGCUAUGUUGCAUUCCAAUAAAGUAUUUGAAACUU
Molecule: messenger RNA, 3426 nt
Organism: Trichosurus vulpecula (common brushtail)
Lineage: Eukaryota; Metazoa; Chordata; Mammalia; Diprotodontia; Phalangeridae
Gene: CNGA4
Product: cyclic nucleotide gated channel subunit alpha 4
Exons: 7
Coding region: 879-2567 (562 amino acids)
Biological process (GO): monoatomic cation transmembrane transport; potassium ion transport
Cellular component (GO): plasma membrane; intracellular cyclic nucleotide activated cation channel complex
Molecular function (GO): intracellularly cAMP-activated cation channel activity; protein-containing complex binding; voltage-gated potassium channel activity
Source: RefSeq, a predicted model, not a curated record